Molecule: messenger RNA, 1395 nt
Organism: Colletotrichum lupini
Lineage: Eukaryota; Fungi; Ascomycota; Sordariomycetes; Glomerellales; Glomerellaceae
Product: myb family transcription factor
Exons: 4
Coding region: 1-1395 (464 amino acids)
Biological process (GO): positive regulation of transcription by RNA polymerase II; mitotic cell cycle
Cellular component (GO): nucleus
Molecular function (GO): RNA polymerase II cis-regulatory region sequence-specific DNA binding; DNA-binding transcription factor activity, RNA polymerase II-specific
Source: RefSeq, a predicted model, not a curated record
AUGGCUCCUACCAGAGAAAGAAGAUGGUGGACGAGCCAAGAAGAUGACAUACUCAAACGAGAGGUGCAGGGAAAAAGUACCAACCCCAUCUCCCCCCUUGUUACGCGUGCUGCCAAAUCUAACAAAGAUCUCCAUCUCCCAGUGCGCCAAGGCGGGAGCGUCCAAAACUGGAACGACAUCGCCAUGUCAUUACCGGGCCGUACCAACAAGGACUGCCGCAAGCGGUGGGCAAAGAUCCAAGUCGAUAUUCGAAAAGGUGCUUGGACACAAGAAGAAGACGAGAGGUUGCAGAAGGCCGUGGUGCAACUCGGGUGCAAGUUGGUUCACCCCACGCUUCCCUACUACCCAUUUCUUGGAUGGUCACAAGUAGGGGCCAUGGUUCAAAGUAGAAAUGCCGACCAAUGCGCGAAACGUUGGCAACAUGUAUUGGGACCCGACGUUAAGCAUUGUUCAUGGACCCCCGAGGAGGACAAGAAGUUGUUGGACGCGAUGGGCAAGUUUGGAAACAACUGGAAGCAGAUUGGUCUUACCGAGCUGCCGGAUCGUUCCACCCACGAUCUACGCAACAGGCAAGUCGAAAAGAGUCUCAUUCUCGGCCGCAGAAGUCGACAUGCACAAGCUAAUGACUCGAAUUCCUCUUCACGGUCAUUACCGGAGACCCAUGACGAGGAAAUGGCCAGCAGUAGUCCUGACGUUAAUGAUGAGGACGAGAGUUGCGAGGGUGACGGUGACGACGGAUUUGAUGAAGGUUCCGAGUGCGAAAUGACCGACUCAAGCGGAAAUCAGAAGCAUCAGCUCGUGAUGGACAUGAGUCUCCUGUCCGAAGAACCAGUGGAGGCAACAGAACUCGGGCCCACGUCUACGAUCAUACCAGACUACCGUCACUCAGACACAUUCUUGGCAGUACCCGCUCUGGAGUUGCCAGGUACUACUUUCGACAUGUUCGACCCGAGCUGCAUAGGCACCUCAGAUCACUCAUCGGGGAAUUCGGCUAUUCAAACUCCGGAUAGCGAUUGGAUGUCUUGGCUCAAUUCGCUUGAGAAUGACACCUCAGUUUCGCUGGAAUCCCGGCCCUCAUGGUGGGAUGAAGGUCCCACUGAUCAAAGUUACUUUCAUGACUCCAGCUAUGGAAGUUUUGAUGUCAACACGGCUGGUAUUUCGGAUACUAUUCAUAUCUCAAGAGCAAGGAAACGUGUCAAAGGCGAGGCUUCUCCAAGAGCUUCUCUCGGGUCAGUGACUCGCGCUGAGAACCCAUCGAAGGACAAUGGACAGAUGGGUCUUGUCACUUUGUCUCUGGACCAAGUAGACCCGAUAAUCGCCAACGAGAUAAUAGGAAGCGUCAUGAAGCACAGCGCUGGUCUCAAGAUCAACUGUACCGUCAAUAAUCACCCAUAA